Molecule: messenger RNA, 1994 nt
Organism: Mycotypha africana
Lineage: Eukaryota; Fungi; Mucoromycota; Mucoromycetes; Mucorales; Mycotyphaceae
Product: kinase-like domain-containing protein
Exons: 3
Coding region: 79-1695 (538 amino acids)
Biological process (GO): peptidyl-serine phosphorylation; autophagy; autophagosome organization
Cellular component (GO): autophagosome; cytoplasm
Molecular function (GO): protein serine/threonine kinase activity; ATP binding
Source: RefSeq, a predicted model, not a curated record
AUUUAUUUUUACCUCCUUUGCUUCUUGCUUUUAUUUCUUUCGCUUCUAUACCCUCUUCUGCCCUUCAGUCUUUCAAAUAUGGAUGAGCAUGAACUUGAACUGAUUUAUACACAGCAGCUUAGUGAAGAAUUAAACAAGCAGACGAAAGCAAAGAUCACAGACUUCAUCCAGAAGCAUCCUAUCAAUUUCGGACUAACUGAACUGGUUUCAUCGUCGAGUCCAAAUACGAGUAACAGCAGUAAUAAUGAUCCUUCUCAAGAUCAGUUGGAUCCUGCGAUGCCCAAUGAUUUGGCUAAUCUGUAUCAGGAAGUCUUUGCAAGCUACAAUGAUAACGGAAUACAAUUUAAUCAUGUUCUGAAUUGGUCCUUUGCUUGGAGACAACAACUUACAUACAGAACUCUAACUGAACUAUAUGGAGUCGAAAAGAUCGUAGCCUCAACUCACCCCAGAGCAAAAAAAGCAGUAAAUCAGAUCUGUUUAGAAAGGUUAGAUCAAUAUAUGCAAUGGUUUCCUUGGUCGUGGUUUUCAAACUUACGAUUUAUUGGAGCAGGUGGGUUCUCAGCUGUCUAUGCUGCUCAAAUGAACCCUCCUUACGAUAUUGAACCAAUGAUGGUGGCAUUAAAAGUUGUGGAUGAGAAAAUCUUGAACGAGAUUGCCGUGCAAGGGAAAGCCUUUUUGCCUCUCUUGUUCCAAGGCGUAACCGUCUGUGAGAGUACAGGAGACUUAAUGAUGGUUAUGAAAAUGAGCAAUGAUGGCAACUUAGAGGACCACAUGCAGCAACUGCCUCUCGGUGAUUUAGACUUGAAGACUAUUACAGGAACUAUUUUACGUUUGGCUGUGAAUCUGGCUGAUUUACACAAAGCGGGAUUGUGUCACAGAAACGUUCAUCCAAGCAACAUCAUUUGUACGGAUAAUGAUUAUUUUUUGGUCGACUACAGAUUCUCAACACCAUCCAAAGAGUCCUCUUCGGUUACAGCAUUAACAAGAGCCGUCUAUGGACGGCUGCCUUAUAUAGCACCUGAAGUCAAAAAGGGCAUUUAUACAGAAAAAGCAGAUAUUUACAGUUUAGGCAUUAUCAUUUGGCAGCUAGUCAGCAAAGUUAUUUUUCCUUCGCCAGAUGUGCUGCUUGAUGCAGGCAACAGUAACUCAGCGAGAAGUAUUGCUAGCAAAAAUAGUAACAGUAAUGAUGACGGAUUUCUGGAAAAUGUGUAUCGUAUCGAGCCUGUGCCAGGAUUACCCGAUUGGUACCACGACUUAUAUAUAUCAUGCUUGGAACCCAAGCCUGAAAACCGGCCCACCGCAGCACAGCUAUGUGAAAUCUUACGAUUGAUUCAUGAUAGUCUCAAUUAUUCCGUACCUUUGAAUGAAAAGGUGACAGAAUAUAUCGUUGCAAGGCGCGCUGAGGUUGCAGAUCAUAUCCGAACCUACGCCAAAAUAAAAGGUAUUGUGUCUGCAUCAACGACGCGACUAUUCACCCUUUCCAAUCUACCAUCAACAGAAAGUUUCGUAAGGCUACCAUUCACACAUAAAGAAUUCGACAUUACACAUUGGUAUCAAUUGCAAUUAGUACAGCAACAACAGCAAACUGCUUCUAUGCAAUCGAAUGACCCAACAUUGUAUCAACAGAUAUCUCCCUCUUCUGUUUCACCAACCGACAUAUUUCUAAACCUGGAGAGCGUACAUUUACUGGUGUAAAACGCAUCUUUAUCCAUUAUUUAAUGCAUAUUGGAAGGGUUACUUAAAUCUUUCAAUUUUAUAAUCUUAAUAGACACGCAUAAGCCACUUUCAUAAAUAAACACAUAUUCAUCACGACUUAUGUACUUAAAACUUAAAGAAGUUAGAAAGUAUUAAAAGUAGCAUUUUCUAUGCAUUAAGUUACGGACAUGAUUAGACACGCAGAAAAUAAAGAGUAAAGGGCGUCACGAAAUUAGCUUUUUGACAAUCGGUGUUAUUCAAUCAAACUCCUGCUUCCAAUCCCAUCUUUUAUCUCCUUU